AAAACCCGUAUCCUUUCCAAGAAGUUCUGCAUCUCUCUUGUUCUGCCAGCAGCUGUGAUCACGAGAGCUCUCAUGAGCACUAUAGUGUUGUUUCUGGGUAAUUUGUCGCCCAUAUAUUCUCACGUACUGAUCGGAUGCUGCGACGGGAGAAAAGCUCUGCCACCGAGAAUUGCUCUCCUGAAGCUGGUUGGGCGCGCGAUCUUGUGCCGCCAUGCUAGAAUUUAUAUAUUGAUGUGAUCAACGGUGGAGGACUUCAAUCUAGUGUGAUCAGCAGAUUAGAACCGUUGAGUUCUUUUUUGAGAAGAGCAGGGAAACGGCGCUGGCGUCCUCCUGUGGUAGAACGAAAAGUUGCCUACUGGAAAACUUGCAAAAAAGUUUCGCGCGGUGAAUUUUCUGUGGAAAAAAAAUGUUAAGAUCGAAAAGUUAAAAUAUUGAUACUAUAGUUUACCUGUUCUAAGUAUCAAGUGUUGUGAUAGAAAAAAUCGCGUGAUUGCGAAGCGGUGGUUGUUCUAUAAGCUUAUAUCGAGCAAAGAUCGAGUAAUCCUUAGCUUAGAACUGACAAAAGAGGGAAAAAUACAAUAUGACGCCAAAACCACAAGAAAAUAUUGCGGUAGUGCACGUCGGGGACGAUAACGACUUACCCGGUUCGUUAAAUAAUGCAAGCAGUCUGGGGAACCUGAGCAAUAACCUGAAAUUGAACGGCUUCAUCAACAAUGGCUUCGUCUCGGAUUGUCCGGUCAUGGCGGAUAAGCAUGAUCAGACAAAGGAGCUCGAGAUACAACAGAAGAAGAAGAACGGCAAGAACGCCGGGUCCACCGGAUUGGAAGUUGUGCGGGAAACUCCGAUCGUUGAUUUCGAUGAUCUGUUGCCACACAUUGGCGAAUUUGGGCGCUACCAGAAGAUCCUGUUUCUACUGAUGAUCCCGUUUGCGUUUUUCGUGGCGUUCGUGUACUUUUCGCAAAUUUUCAUCACUAUUGUUCCGGAAGAACACUGGUGCUGGGCUCCGGAGCUAGAACACUUGUCCGUGGAAGAAAGACGUGCCCUAGCAAUUCCUGUGCACUAUGAGCACGAAACUGAAUUUGACGAUGGCACUGCUUCCUAUAGCAAGUGUUCGAUGUACGCCGUUAACUUCACGGAGGUGCUGGCCAACAACAUCCGCAAGGCUGACCCGACUUGGCCGACGCAACCCUGCAAACAUGGGUGGGAGUACAACUUUACCGAUGUGCCAUAUAGAACAGCUGCUACUGAUUUCGAAUGGGUCUGCGAGAACGAGUACCUGGGCACGCUAUCACAAUCAAUCUUCUUCGUAGGUGCCAUCGUGGGUGGGCUUCUGUUUGGCUGGAUCGCCGAUCGGUACGGCCGAAUUCCAGCACUGGCCGGUUGCAAUGUGAUAGGAUUCGCAGCCGGUGUGGCAACCGCUUUUGUCGGUAACUUUUGGCAGUUUGCUUUCUGCCGAUUCCUGGUCGGGUUUGCCUUCGACAACUGCUUCACGAUGAUGUACAUUUUGGUUCUAGAAUACGUUGGUCCGAAAUGGCGCACAUUUGUCGCCAACAUGUCAAUAGCGUUGUUCUUCACCGCCGCUUCUUGUGCUCUACCGUGGAUUGCCUACUACAUUGCCAACUGGAAAGUAUUUGCUAUCGUAACCUCGGCUCCGUUGGUUCUUGCUGUCUUCACGCCUCUUCUUGUACCGGAGUCUGCCAGAUGGCUAGUGUCGCAGGGCAAAGUGGACAAAGCUAUGCGCAUUCUUAAAAAGUUUGAGAAAAUCAAUAGAAAGACGAUUGAUGCCAAGGUGUAUCAGGAAUUUAGUGAUAGCUGCGUCCGACUGCAGGAGGAAGAAGCCAACAAUAGCAACUACUCAGUGCUAGACCUGUUCAAAACACCCCGUUUGAGAAAUAUAACUAUUCUGCUGAUCGUUAUCUGGAUGGCCAUCUCACUAGUAUUCGAUGGACACGUGCGUAAUGUCGGAUCUCUCGGUUUGGAUCUGUUCGUAACGUUUACGAUUGCUGCUGCUACCGAGCUUCCCGCUGAUACGUUUCUCACCUUUACCCUGGAUCGAUGGGGUCGCCGUUGGUUGGCCUGCGGAUCUAUGAUUACCAGCGGCAUAUUCAGCUUACUUGCUACUACAGUACCAAUGGGUGCUCUCUCCGCUACUUUAGCAAUGAUGGGUCGUUUCAGUGUAAAUAUAUCCUACAACAUUGGACUGCAGUACGCAGCAGAACUACUACCAACAGUGGUCCGUGCUCAAGGUGUUGCCUUCAUCCACAUCAUGGGUUACGUCGCCAGCAUUGUUGCACCCUUCGUUGUGUACCUUUCCCACAUUUCUCCUUCGUUGCCGUUGGUCGUACUGGGAAUCCUAGGAAUAUUCGGAGGUAUACUGUCACUCUUUUUGCCCGAAACACUCGGACAUGACCUUCCACAGACACUGUCGGAUGGAGAAGACUUCGGACGAGGGCAAAAAAUUUGGGACUUCCCAUGCAUGACAAAACAAAUUGACGACGACAUCGAUGACCUUCCGGUGGAGCGUUUCACACGUGCCACGUCAAAAACCUCAUUCGGUGCUUCACUGCGGGCUUCAACGACCGGCGAACUUCGAUCCAGCAUGCUGAACCGUUCGAUUCGAUCGCGCGUCUCGGCGCGAUCACUCCAGCAGCAACCAAGGCAAGACCAGUUAACCGAAUGCGUUUAAUGUCGCCGGCAGUUGCUAAUUUGUACAGUAUCCUACCCCACAUUUGUGCGAGCACUCGAACACCCUCCUAGGAGAUAGAUUGAUAGACUACCGUUUCUCGCGAGCUCACUACGGUGUGUAGGCCACUCGCCGAGAAACAAAGCUUCCCCACUAGUCAGCCGUAUCGGAUGGUUCAUUAGUAUUGAUACUCGUAUUUUAAUCACAUUUUAACACCCAUUGGCGCUACUGGAGAAAAUCAACGUUAUCAGUAAGGCAACAAGCAAAGAGCUGUGAGCCACAAUAUAGAAGGACACUAGUUAGGACUUGUUCUUCAUGCUAUUGUGUGGCAAGGAGUAUUCGUGUAUUUUUAAGAAGCCGUAUUUGCCAAAAGUAUUAAAUUUCCUCAAAACGAAAAAGUAACCAAUCAAACCGAACAACUAUAUUGGAGUUCCUCAGAUGGUGCUAUAUAUUUAAGAAGGAAACGCAACCGGGCAUGUGAUAAACUUAUGUAAAAUACGUUCUAAUGACAGUCAUCCCACUACAGUAGUAUUUGUAUAAAAUCUAGGAGCAGUUCCAGUUAUUUACAUGGUGGAAUCAGUUUGCCCUAAGGCAAUCGAUAUGGUUUUAACAAAUGUAUGACUAGGAGUAAGUUUUAUAAUUUAAAAGACUUUAAAUAUUUAAAUUGACUUAAUCGUUGUGCUGGUUGCUGUUGAAAAAACGAUUGAAACCUACUUUCACAAUGCUAUCAACAGCAGAAAUGUAUUUUAAUGUAAUUUCUUUAUUUAUAUUAUUGUAAAGCGUACAGAAAGAUUAUGUUGACCUUCGAAUGAUUAAUGGUCUAUUCGAAUCAUUGUAUGUAUUGUUCUACGUUAACGAAUAAAGCAACGAAUGUCAAGAA
This is a messenger RNA of Topomyia yanbarensis, 3563 nucleotides long. Its product is annotated as organic cation transporter protein. Gene Ontology annotation, biological process: transmembrane transport. Gene Ontology annotation, molecular function: transmembrane transporter activity. Lineage: Eukaryota; Metazoa; Arthropoda; Insecta; Diptera; Culicidae. The coding region runs from base 581 to 2686 and encodes 701 amino acids. The transcript has 7 exons. Gene Ontology annotation, cellular component: membrane. The record is from RefSeq and is a predicted model, not a curated record.